CCUCACUCACUGACUGGUACCUCUUUGAAACCACCUUCUACCUUCUGACUUGUUCAACCUCCAACCAACUCAACCUCUUUGUCUUUUUGCUCUCUUUUCGAUCGCCUUUCUCGCACAAGCCAUCCUCACGUCUCUUAUCACCUUAAUCUAUUACUUACUGCUCGGCGUGUCUUUGUUGCGUCAUUCUACGGAUACUGCUGCCAUCUCCUCCCCAAACGCCGUCAUCUUCCCUCCCUCCGCUGCCGUUUUCGACUCGGCCAGCCUCUCGUCACACACACGAUACCCCUCGUUUCAUCUUGAGUUGCUUGUUUGUCUCUGUCUAGAUACUCCAGCAACCUCAACAUCGCACAUACAAUGUCGUCCUCUAUCGCCAUUCCCGCUGGCCCCUCGGCUACCCGCCCAUUCCAUAAGGGCACCGGCUCUUCUACAAACAGCCCGUUUGGCACUCCUUCGUCUUCUCCUCCGUCAGCCGGAAAGGACAAGGCCCUGCACAACCGCCGUCCGAGCCUCCUGAGCUCUUCACUCUCCAAACAAGAAUGCACCGUCAUUAACGUCGGCGAUCCGGAAGGCACUCCCCGAUUGAUCUCCUACCUCUCCUCCAGCCAGGGUUUCGCCUGGAACCCCGGUAUGUUUCACUUGUAUCAUGAAUGGCCUCUCCACGAGUCACGGCUAACAACUGGUAGAAAUCUUUCUCCCAUCUUAUAUCGACUGCGACUAUGUUCCCCUCGAGAACCGCCGGGACCCAGUCCACGAGAUCAUUCUGACCGACGACGAGUCCAAGAACCUGCUACCCCAUUAAAUCGCCUGACAUUAUAUCGCAUACACAGACCAGGCCACGAUAGACAUUUUCUUCUCACGAGAUUCCCGAUUCAACGACAGGCCUGCUAUUAUUCAGUUAUUGUUUUUAUGGCGUUACGAUUCCCGCGGCUUUUUACUUUACUUUCCUUGCCUUUCCUUUCAGUCAAGCAAGACAUGACACUUGUUUUAGGCCUGUCGACGCAUGGGCAUUGUUCGGUGGAGUAUGGUUUCGGGACAGGGUCCCUGGUCAAUCGGCUUGACAGCCUCACUUUUAGGUUUUGGCUUUGGCGGAGUAGACAAGACAUGGCAAAGCAUCCAUCACUUCAGCGUCCGGCACAUUCGGUAUCAAUCUUGGGAAUUGGAUUGGGGGAACGCCUGGAUUCGCGGGCUAAAUGGAAGAGGUUAUUUCACUUCUUGGGGGUCUUGAGACCAAACUGUUUCGUUCUUUUUCCUCACUAAUUUUGCGGCUGGACUGUUUUGUUCUUGAGGGAUGGUGGCGUUGAGGUAGGACGGUGUUUCUUUGUUUGUAACUCUCCUCAAUUCACAUGACUUAACUUGAUCAUCGCUCAAAUGACACCUGCGAUGUUGAUCGCUUCCCCGCUGGGGCCAAUCACCGAUGGCCGAUAUGAGCCGGCCCCCUACCGAGAACUCGCCCGGACCGAAGCUAACUGUACGGGGCCGGCCGGUGAACCUCCAUGUCAUUCAAGCCCAAGAAACAAGUUCCGUCUUCGGUAUUGGUGAUCGACGUCAGAUUGACAGAGAUCAAGUCUCAUCGUCGCACGGAUUAUGUUGGAUUGCAUUACGCUAUGGAUCUUUGUAAAAACGGUUUGAGGGCACGGCCACGAGUCUAUUACCGAUUCCCGACAACGAUUAACUUUGUUCCCAUACCGACCAGUACCCGGUAUCUGACUCAACCAACAUCCAUUGCCAAGAGCGCCAUGGUGCAAAAAUUAUCUUUACAGCACUUUCGCAUCUUGGGCAGCGAUUUAUGUCUUGAUCGAUAAUGAGGCCUGCAAUUCCGGGUGGCCUCGUUCUACAGGGUCCACCUUUUUCACCACAGUCGGUGAGAUCUCACAACGAUGCCUGGGGACACAACUCGGUAUCAUCAUGAGCACAGUUUGCGAGUCUAUCAAGCACAUACGACCAUAGCUCGUAGAAAAUACGGGAUCCCGUCUGCUCUCCCAUAGUCAAGCUGCGAAGCGCUGGAUUAGUAGUUGGGUCGGUGACG
This is a messenger RNA of Fusarium odoratissimum NRRL 54006, 2026 nucleotides long. RefSeq lists its product as uncharacterized. Bases 355 to 1257 code for a protein of 300 amino acids. The transcript is spliced from 3 exons. Lineage: Eukaryota; Fungi; Ascomycota; Sordariomycetes; Hypocreales; Nectriaceae. The record is from RefSeq and is a predicted model, not a curated record.